Molecule: messenger RNA, 768 nt
Organism: Cladophialophora yegresii CBS 114405
Lineage: Eukaryota; Fungi; Ascomycota; Eurotiomycetes; Chaetothyriales; Herpotrichiellaceae
Exons: 1
Coding region: 1-768 (255 amino acids)
Source: RefSeq, a predicted model, not a curated record
AUGGCGUCCACCACAACACAAUCCUGGGCCGCCGCAACGCAGUCAUGGGCCUCGUGGUUACUAGAUUCGUACGCCUCGUCCGUGUCGCCUCUGGCCACGGACACAUCGUUUCACCACCACGAAGACUCGCAAUCAAUCUCUGAGUCGUCGUACCACGAAAGCCACUCUUCCGUGUCCUCUAUAUCGCUGUCCUCUGCCUAUGGACCUUACGUGAAAUCCGGGCGCGGCGGUGCCGGCAAUUUCACCUGGGACACGGAUCUCCAGCUCGCCCCAGGAUCAAGCUCCCCAGUCGACCUUGAAGCAAACAUGCCGCAAAGACAGACAUCUCUAGCUGAGCGUCGCAACGCAGCGGCCCGGCUUGAACACAUAGACACAAGGGAAACGAUGCGCCUGCGCCAGAACUCCGCGCAAUAUCGAAACCUCGGUCGCGGUGGGGCUGGAAACUACGCUUCUACCGACACGCUGCCCAUCCAACGAAGCGUCACCCUCCCUGCGACUUUAAUAUCGCCGAGCACGCCCAAGCCGCCUAGCCCGAAACAUCAGAAUCUACAUCCUAACGUGCAUGCGGGUCGAGGUGGUGCAGGCAAUUAUGCUGCUGCGGUUGAGUUGAGUGGCCGAGCAGAGACCGGGAGGGAACAAGAGGAAAGACUUGCUGCUGAGCAGAGGCGGGAACAGAUCGUUGAAGAGGUGGACGGGUUAAUCCAACCUCCUCCAGGCGCGUGGCUUGGUGGAAGGAGGAAGAGUGAAGCCACGUACGACCAGGUGUGA